AUGAUUACAGUAAUUGUUACAUUUGUUUCUCUUCUUUCUGUAGAUAUAAAUGCAAACGGAAAAAGCUAUGUGCUCGUCCCCACUCGGCUAACAUGGAAAGAUGCCCAGGCACACUGCAGACGGUUCCACACUGACCUUGCAGUUGUCGAGAACGCUGAGGAGAACGAAGACGUCCAAUCCCUAAUCACAAGUUUUGUGUGGAUUGGUUUGUACCGAGAGCCAUGGACUUGGUCAGACAAGAGCAGCAGCACCUUCAAAAACUGGAAUCUCAACAAGCCAGAUAACUUUUACGGCACAGAGCACUGUGUGGCUGAGUAUCCCGGUCAUGGAUGGGACGACGUUGAUUGUUCAGUCAACCGUGCCUUCUUCUGCCAUGAAGAUCCAAAUUUGAAGAUGAUGAAGAUGAGGAUGAAGAUUCAGACUGACGCUGACAUGGCAGAUCCAGCUAUCAACACCCAGAUACUCCAACAGAUUGAUGCCGUACUAACAAACCAGGGACGGACUGACGUCAAGCUGCAAUGGGUGAUUCAGCCCAGAAAACAAAAGGAGGAGAAAGAUGAAAUAUAAUGUUUUUCAAUGAGUUGCAAUAACAUGCUGCAUAGUUUCA
Siniperca chuatsi (mandarin fish) is the source of this 607-nucleotide messenger RNA. RefSeq names its product C-type lectin BpLec-like. The record is from RefSeq and is a predicted model, not a curated record. The coding region runs from base 1 to 567 and encodes 188 amino acids. Lineage: Eukaryota; Metazoa; Chordata; Actinopteri; Centrarchiformes; Sinipercidae. The transcript is spliced from 3 exons.